Molecule: messenger RNA, 1303 nt
Organism: Zeugodacus cucurbitae (melon fly)
Lineage: Eukaryota; Metazoa; Arthropoda; Insecta; Diptera; Tephritidae
Gene: GstS1
Product: glutathione S-transferase S1
Exons: 6
Coding region: 220-942 (240 amino acids)
Biological process (GO): glutathione metabolic process
Molecular function (GO): glutathione transferase activity
Source: RefSeq, a predicted model, not a curated record
ACGGCGCUGCGUCGCACUCUGCUGGGCGUAUUUAAGCGCAGAGCGCAACACCCAACUUUUGUAGUCUGUUCAGAAACACUCGUAGGUUCAGCUGUGCAGUAGUAAAAGGCUUCAGAGGAUUCGGUUAAUUUUAAAGAAAAUUUAGCGCAAAUUAAGUGAAAACGUAAUUCGAUAAUUUGGAUUUAAGUUACCACAAUCAAUCAAACAAAUAUAUAAAUAAUGGCCGAUGAAGCACAAGCACCACCACCAGCCGAGGAGGCGCCACCAGCAGAGGGUGCCGAGGGCGCGCCCGCCGAUGCGGCUGCUGAUGCGCCACCAGCUGAACCCAUCAAACACUCCUACACCCUCUUCUACUUCAAUGUGAAAGCAUUGGCUGAGCCGCUACGUUAUUUAUUCGCAUACGGCGGCAUCGAGUACGAAGAUGUGCGUGUCACGCGUGACGAGUGGCCGGCACUCAAGCCGACAAUGCCCAUGGGUCAAAUGCCAGUACUGGAAGUUGAUGGCAAACGUGUACAUCAGAGCAUUUCGAUGGCCCGCUUUUUGGCCCGUACUGUGGGCCUGAACGGUGCCACACCGUGGGAGGAUCUACAAAUCGAUAUUGUUGUUGAUACCAUCAACGAUUUCCGUCUAAAAAUUGCAGUCGUCUCCUAUGAACCUGAGGAUGAUAUCAAAGAGAAGAAACUCGUAACACUCAAUACCGAAGUCAUUCCAUUCUAUUUGGAGAAAUUGGAACAGACUGUGAAGGAUAAUGAGGGACACUUUGCAUUGGGAAAGCUUACAUGGGCUGAUGUCUACUUCGCCGGUAUCAUAGAUUACAUGAACUACAUGGUAAAACGUGAUCUGUUGGAACAAUAUCCAGCGCUGAAGGCUGUCGUCGAUGAGGUCAACGCCUUGGAACAGAUCAAGGCCUGGGUCGAGAAGAGACCCGUGACUGAAGUUUAAAAGCAAAAGACAUAACAACAAAUUAACAAUAAUAUUAAAUGAACGCUGAUUAAAAGCAGCUGAUCUAAUUUUAAAUAACAACUAUAAAACAGCUGCCAGAAAAUCUUACACCGCAUAGCGUAACAUAGCAUAGCGCUUAGGAAGUAUGCUAUGCGAAAACUAAUGACGUGCGGUAGCAGACAUUUAUGCAACAAAACAGCAAAAAAAUACUAUGCUAAACAACACCUAAAUAAUAUUUGUAGAAAAGCCAAGCUUUUUGAACACACACACACCUAUAUAUAUACAUUUUUACGGAUUUCCAUGAUAGGCAACAACAAUAACAUUUAAUAAAAAAAAACAAUAAAAACAUCUUAAAAAACAA